AUGAAUAUAAUAAAUACACAAAAUCAAGCUAAUGUCAAACAAUGUUGUUUAAUAGGCUGUCCAAAAGCAGCAUUCCCAGGCUAUAACUUUUGCAAUAUUGUCCAUCAAGAAGAAUUUGAAGAAAUUAAAUGUAAACUAUGGUCAUGUUAUAGCUUGCCAAUAGAAGGUACCAAUUUUUGUAGUGAAGGUCAUCGUUUUGAAUAUGAAAAUAAAUUAUAUUUAUCAGAAGCAAACACAAGAGAAAGAAUAGAAAUUGAAACUUUAUUUAAUGCAAAGUGGAAACAUUCAUUUCCCAAAGUUAAUAAAAUAUUCAAGAUUUUAGAAGUAAAACCAGUUAAUGAUGUUCUUUUUAGAUUUAUAAAAAAAAGAGAUAAUUUAGAAAUGUUAGGAAAUUACCAUUCUAAAAAGAAUCAUUGUGGCAAAUUAAUGUCGCCAGGUAACCAACAAAGAAGAUUCCAUGGCACAAAAAUUAACUGUUCACUAGGUAUCAAAAAUAAUAUUGUUUGCAAUUCUCCAGAUUGCUCUGUUUGUAGAAUCAUUACCGAGUCUUUCAAGUUACCCUCACAAUCAAAUUUAAAACAUUACCAAAGAUUUGGUGCCGGUAUCUAUUUUUCAGGUAUUUCAUCCAUUGCCAAUAAAUUUUGUUCAUCGUUAAACUCAAAUCCAUACAAGUAUAUGUUUGUUUGUGAUGUUUUAAUAGGCACUGGGGAGAGAUUAUCAAAUAGGAAAACAGGAUUUACCGAACCAUCUUUUGGAUAUGACUCAGUUCUUGGUGAAAUAGGUACAAAGCUUGGUUUUGAUGAACUAAUUAUAUAUUCAGUUGAUCAGGUUGUACCAGCCUAUUUAAUUAUUUAUGAAUAA
Molecule: messenger RNA, 861 nt
Organism: Dictyostelium purpureum
Lineage: Eukaryota; Evosea; Eumycetozoa; Dictyosteliales; Dictyosteliaceae
Exons: 1
Coding region: 1-861 (286 amino acids)
Molecular function (GO): NAD+ poly-ADP-ribosyltransferase activity
Source: RefSeq, a predicted model, not a curated record